GUGUGUUCAGUAUUGUGUGUGUGUGUCAGUCACUAUGAUCAGGUUGUGUUGUAAUCGAGUGUGUUUGACCCUCAUGCUUGCAGUGCAUUAUGGGUGUGUGAUAAAUGAGCCCACCCGAGGAGAGUGUGUUAGGUCAAAGGUCAGAUCUUCAUCCGUCUGUCUGUAACACACAUCUGUAUCCUGUGUGUCUGUCUCACAGCACCUGUCUGUCUCUCAGUCUCACACAGUCCAGAAAAACAUCAUUGUUUCAGUUCAGCUUAUCUCUGCUCUCCCAAAUAUCCUGUUUCUUCGAGCUGCGCGUCCAGAACCAAUAGAAAGCUCUUCCUGUUGCGGGCUGACUUCACUUCCAGCUUUAGCACAAUCUCAUCCGCUCCGAACCGCACUCGGCAGAACCUCUUAACCACACACACACACACACACAAACACGCAGGAGUGGCGUGAGGACGGCCCGUCCUGCUCCAGCAUGGCCAGCACCAUCAAGGAGGCGCUGUCGGUGGUGAGUGAGGAUCAGUCUUUAUUCGAGUGUUCGUACGGAGUGUCUCAUACUAAGACGGACAUGACGGCAUCCGCCGCUGGUGAAUACGGCCCGAGCAAGCUCAGUCCCAGAGUGCAUCAGCAGGACUGGCUGGCUCCGCCCACCGGACGCAUCACCGUCAAGCUGGAGUACGGCGCUGGAGCGCAGGUGAACGGAUCCAGGGCCUCUCCUGAUGUGUGUGCUGCGGUGAAGGGGAAGGUUUCUCCAGUGAUGUACAGCAGCUUUAUGGAGGACAAACACACAGUGCCGCCCAACAUGACCACCAGCGAGCGCAGAGUGAUCGUCCCUGCAGAUCCGAGCCUGUGGUCGGCGGAUCACGUGCGUCAGUGGCUGGAAUGGGCCGUGAAGGAGUACGGGCUUCCUGAGGUGGACCUGUCUCUCUUCCACAGCAUCGACGGGAAGGAGCUCUGCAAGAUGAGCAAAGACGACGUCCAGCGUCUGACAAGCAGCUACACGGCCGACAUCCUGCUGUCUCACCUGCACUACCUCAGAGAGACUCCACUUCCUCACUUGACUUCAGAUGAUGUUGACAAAGCCUUGCAAAACUCCCCGCGGUUAAUGCAUGCUCGCAAUACAGGAGGAGCCAGCUUCAUCUUCCCAAACGCCCCUGUCUACCCUCCAGACGGCAGCAGAGGAGCCGGCAGAGCAGACAUGGGUUUCGACAGCCGGCGCUCUGGAUGGACUCAGCCGGCGUCUGCAGCUAAAGUUUCUCAGAGUCCUGCUGCCAUCAUGAGCAAAACCGAAGAGCAGAGAGCUCAGUUAGAUCCGUAUCAGAUUUUAGGGCCGACAAGCAGCAGGCUGGCGAAUCCAGGUUCUGGUCAGAUCCAGCUGUGGCAGUUCCUCUUGGAGCUUCUGUCCGACAGCUCCAACUCGUCCUGCAUCACAUGGGAAGGAACCAACGGCGAGUUCAAGAUGACGGAUCCGGAUGAGGUGGCGCGGCGCUGGGGCGAGAGGAAGAGCAAGCCCAACAUGAACUACGACAAGCUGAGCCGAGCCCUGCGCUACUACUACGACAAGAACAUCAUGACCAAAGUGCACGGCAAGCGCUACGCCUACAAGUUCGACUUCCAUGGCAUCGCGCAGGCCCUGCAGCCGCAUCCGCCCGACUCCUCCAUCUACAAGUACCCAGCCGAGCUGUCCUACAUGAGCUCGUACCCGCACCCGCAGAAGAUGAGCUUCGUGUCUCCACACACUCAGGCCAUGAACGUCGCCUCGUCCGGUUUCUUCAGCGGCCCAGGUCCGUACUGGAACGCUCCGGCGGCGGCGGGCAUCUACAGCGGACCGCGACACCCCGCUGCACACAUGCCCUCACAUCUGGGCUCCUACUACUAGACGUCUCAAACAUCUCAAGAAGACACCAGACUGGAGAGAGCAAACCGACCGCCGCAGCCGGAAAAAACAUACAGGAGACGUCUGUGAUCCGCUCACAGAUCCAGGAGUUUAGCGGGAAUGUGGAAGUGUAAACGGGGCUGUUAUUGAGCCGCUGCAUUAGGGCUGCACGAUAAAUCGCAAUGAAAUCACAAUUAGGCAAAAGCUGCGAUAAUCACAUGCAUCUUGUCAGUGAAGCACGGUUCUGUGAUCAGUAGUAAAUCUCCAUCCGAAGGCCAGAGAAACUCCAAAUACACUGCAAAAUAUUAUUGUCUUACUUGGUUAUACUUGAAAACAAGACAAAAAUACUAUCAAAAAAUUCUUGAAUCAAGAUGAAUUUGUUGUAUAAGUAAAAGUGACACAGAAAGAUUUACUUCAAACACUCGACUGAUGUUAUGAAGUGAGUUUGGAGUAAAAACAUGUUAUUAAAUGUGGUAUUUUCACGUGCUUUCAGAUGGAGAAGCAUUUACUACACAGAGCCGUAGUUCACUGUGAAGCUACACAAACAACUUUAUCGCAGAACGAUAUCUUCAAUUAAAUCGUUAGGAUUAAAUCGUCUGUAAUAAUAAACACAAUUUUGCGUAGCUUGAAUGCUGCUCCAUCUGAAAGCACGUGAUGGAGAUUUACUACUGAUCACAGAACCGGCUUUACUGACAAGAUGCGCAUGGCUAUCGCAUUCGAUUAAUCGCGCAGCCCUACGCUGCAUGAACAAGUACUUAUUCGUCUAUAAGUUCACGUGUGCCUUAUUGUACAAACAUAUCAGAGAGAGUUGAGAAGGUCUGAGAGAGAAGGUGAGAGGAAGAGGAAGACAGAUGAGACAGGACUGAGGUAUGUGAGAUGAAGAAUUGUAGCCGUUCACAUGAAGGACGAUAACGCAGGAAUGCACGAUAAUGGUUCAACGGUUAAUCACGAUUAUUGUGCUCAAAAAAUAUAAUCACUUAAUUUAAGCAGAUAUAUUGCAGUUUCAUAUAAGCACAGAUCAAUUUGCAUGGUUUGCUUGCAGAUUUAGUCGCAGCAAACAGCGCAAACUGAUGCGUGAAGGAAAACAGACUGAUUGUAUCGCGCUAUUAUUUGAGCAGAAUAUCUAAAUAGAGAUCGCUGAACUCCAACUUGUGUGCUGUCAAGCUGUCACUGCCUUUUCCAUAAUUUAGAGAGAGCACAUGCGCAUGGUUGCCAAGUUGGGAAUAAAUUAUAUUAACCACUAGGGUUGCCAAAUCUGCGGUUUUACUGCAGAAUUGAGCUACUUUUAUACUAUUGCCGCAGGUUGUUUUUGAAGUCUGCGGGUUAAAGUGAUCUCCCCAAAACACUAUUUGGACAGAAACUGUGGGGAAAAAACAUGAUCGGACAUGAUCUUUUUUUCCCCCGCAGACCUGGCAACCUUGUAAACCACUGGGCAGAAAAUGUAUCGAUUUCAGAGAAAACUUUUGAUUGGAUUUAAACACUUUAAACACUUGACCUCUGGCAACCGCAACCAUGAAUGCUUGUAAAGGCUUGUUACUAAUGCAAGAUAACGGCAAUGUCAAAAAAAAUUAAAAUAAAUUAAUCACUUACCAAAUAAAUAACCAGCGGGCGAAUAUUGCACACAAUUAUGCUUAAAAUUGAGAGAAGCUGAAAUGGUGAUCAUGAUUAAAAUACGAUUCAUCAUGCAGCCUUGCAAUAAUAAUAAAGAUAUAGUUUUAAAAAAAAUAACAAUGCCACAACUAUAACAUUAACGACACAAAUGAACAAUAUUGUUGGAAUCACUUUGAGUGAUUUUUUUCCAGCUGAUGAACGAUAAACACAUUGACAGCCAGCUUAAAGAGCUCCAGCAUUUAAAGCGACAGAUGACAAAACUGCAGUGUAAUAAACAGAAGAUUAUCGUGCAUUGGUGUGGACGCUAAUAUAGUUAUUGUUCUUGAUGUGAACAGGCCUCUUGCCAUAUUUAUCAGUAUUAUGUCGUUCGUAUGGCAUCAGAGAUUGAUAUUUGCCUUAAAAACGACACAUCUUUGUAGAAAACUGGAAUCUUUCAGAUGUUUAAUGACCUCAAACCUUUAAAGACGAGGUGCAUUUAUAUGAACCAGUGCCUUACAGAGAGAAACAGAUUUACCAAAGAUUUACCAGUAUUUGUAUUAUUAUUAAUUAUUAUGACGAUGAUCCGAGUCACAAACGCUGUGCGUUUGUUAGAUUGAAGUAUACAAUUCAGUGUAUUAAUUCUUUUUAUAUAAUUGAUAUAUAACUUAUGCAUUUAAACACUACGAGUUGAUCUCAGCCAGCCAAACAGACAUUUAAUCAGAGACGUAGAGAAACGGAGCGAAGAGUGAAACGCUGGCGUGAUUCUCUGUACAGUGAACACGUGUGUGUUGGUUUGACGCUGGACUGGCACAGCACACGGGCUCAAACCGACUGAACCCAGAUCAGAUCAGUUCGGUCACAAGCCCUGGUGCUCUGAGAUUGUUGACAAAGGGAAGAAAACAUAUAUUUGGAUAAAUUAUAUGGUUUUCUACUGAAUCAUUUUAAUAAACUAUUUUCAACAA
Molecule: messenger RNA, 4416 nt
Organism: Onychostoma macrolepis
Lineage: Eukaryota; Metazoa; Chordata; Actinopteri; Cypriniformes; Cyprinidae
Gene: erg
Product: ETS transcription factor ERG
Exons: 9
Coding region: 464-1867 (467 amino acids)
Biological process (GO): cell differentiation; regulation of transcription by RNA polymerase II
Cellular component (GO): nucleus
Molecular function (GO): DNA-binding transcription factor activity, RNA polymerase II-specific; sequence-specific DNA binding
Source: RefSeq, a predicted model, not a curated record